Anguilla rostrata (American eel) is the source of this 5126-nucleotide messenger RNA. Its product is annotated as laminin subunit beta-3-like. Gene Ontology annotation, cellular component: laminin trimer. Gene Ontology annotation, biological process: animal organ morphogenesis; tissue development; substrate adhesion-dependent cell spreading. Lineage: Eukaryota; Metazoa; Chordata; Actinopteri; Anguilliformes; Anguillidae. The coding region runs from base 283 to 4242 and encodes 1319 amino acids. The record is from RefSeq and is a predicted model, not a curated record. The transcript has 25 exons.
UUCGGAGCACCACACAGCUCAAAAGCCUAUACUCAGACUGGUGAGUUCACAGUGCAACGGAGUGCCUUUGUGUUGGUUAUCUUCAACUUCUUCAUCAUCUUGCUGAAUGUUUGAAUUCACUGGUCCAGUGGAAGGAUGAAUUUGUUCUGAUAAUGACUGAAUAGCUUGUUUGUAAUACCAAUAAUUUUUUUUACAGCAUUUUUCAUUUUGGAAAUCAAUUUUUAUACAACUUUUAAAUAGAUUUUUUUCUGUAAUUGCAGUUGGUUCCGCUUGAAAGAUUUCAUGAAGACGUGGAUAUUAUUCCAAAUAGCAGCCCUGGCUGCUCUUACUGCUGCCCAGCAGGACUGCUCAAAAGGCGCCUGUUACCCCCCCGCGGGAGACCUGCUCCUGGGCCGGGCAAAGCAGCUCCAUGCCUCCUCCACCUGCGGUCUGCUUGGCUCAGAGGUGUUCUGUACACCCUAUGGACUGACGAGAAUGAAGUGCUGUCCCUGUGAUUCGCAAAACCCUGAGGGUCCGAACGCACACACCAUCCAGGAGGUGCUCUCCACCUCAGCACCCCACAGGUGGUGGCAGUCAAGGAAAGGCGUGAGUCCAGUUAGCCUGCAGCUGGACCUGAGUAACCCCUUCCAGCUGGACACCCUGGUUAUGAAGUUCAAGGGACCCCGCCCCGACGCGCUAAUCAUUGAGCGAUCGACAGAUUUCGGGCGCACCUGGACGCCUGCCCUGUACAUGGCCACAGACUGCCGCUCGACCUUCCCCUCCAUCAGCAUCUCCAUGCCCCAAAACCUGGAGCACACCUACUGCUACCCCCUGCUACCCAUCACCGGCAACCACUACCUGGACCAGACGAUUUACUUCUACCCAUUACGCCAGUUUUCUGACGUCAGUACCCCAAACAGCCAUAAGAUCGAGGAGGUGACUGACUUCACCAACCUGCGAGUGAACCUCACCCAGCUGGGACAGGUACCCCACGUGCCCGGCCGUUCGCCGAGCCGCUUCUACGCCCUGAAGGAGAUGCAGGUGCUGGGCUCCUGCUUCUGCCACGGCCAUGCCAACCGAUGCCUGCCCGACCACACCACCAACCAGCUUCCCUCCACACAGGUGAGUCCAGUGUGUGAGUGCCAGCACAACACCGCCGGGGUGAACUGUGAACGCUGCGCGGAACUCUACAACGACCUGCCCUGGAAACACGCCGAGGAGGGCCGCCCCAACGCCUGCAAACGCUGCGAGUGCAACAACCAUGCCAAGCGCUGCAGAUUUGACCGGAAACGUUACGAGGCCAGUGGACGUGUGAGCGGGGGUGUGUGUGAGGGGUGCAUGCACAACACCGCCGGGCCCAACUGUGAACAGUGCGCCCCUAAUUACUACCGCAACCCCAGGAGUGCCAUCGACCGCACCGACACCUGCUUGCGGUGCCAGUGCAGUGCGGAAGGGGCAGAGCAGGGCAGUCAGUGCGACAGCACGGGGGCGUGCCGAUGCAAGGCCAACGUGGAGGGCCCGCGUUGUGAGCGCUGCAAGAAGGGGUACUACGGCCUGAACGCCGCCAACCCCCUGGGAUGCUCCAGGUGCCAGUGCAGUGCAGAAGGGGCGGAGCAGGGCGGGCAGUGCGACAGCACGGGGGCGUGCCUAUGCAAGGCCAACGUGGAGGGCCCGCGCUGUGACCGCUGCAGGAAGGGGUACUACGGCCUGAACGCCGCCAACCCCCUGGGGUGCUCCAGGUGCCAGUGCAGUGCGGAAGGGGCGGAGCAGGGCAGUCAGUGCGACAGCACGGGGGCGUGCCGAUGCAAGGCCAAUGUGGAGGGCCCGCGUUGUGAGCGCUGCAGGAAGGGGUACUACAGCCUAAACGCCGCCAACCCCCUGGGAUGCUCCAGGUGCCAGUGCAGUGCGGAAGGGGCGGAGCAGGGCGGGCAGUGCGACAGCACGGGGGCGUGCCUAUGCAAGGCCAACGUGGAGGGCCCGCGCUGUGAGCGCUGCAGGAAGGGGUACUAUGGCCUGAACGCCGCCAACCCCCUGGGGUGCUCCAAAUGCUCCUGCAGCGUGGACGGCUCUUCGUCUGACGACGCCUGUGACCCCCUGACCGGCCAGUGCAGCUGCCCCCCCAAUGUUCAGGGUCUUGCCUGUGACCGCUGUGCCCCCGGCUUCUGGAAACUGUCCCCCACCCGCGGCUGCGAGCGCUGCAGCUGUGACCCGACCAACUCCCUCAGCAAAACCUGCGACCAGCUGACAGGCCAGUGUCAGUGUCGGUUUGGGUUUGGGGGCCGGACCUGCGAAGAAUGCCCAGACAACACCUACGGUGACCCAGACACAACUUGCCGGCGGUGUAAGUGCGACCUCACCGGCACUGAGCCAGGAGGCUGCGACAAGAAGACGGGGCAAUGCAAGUGCCUGCCCGGCGUGACGGGCGAACGCUGCGACGCCUGCGCCCGCGGGCGCUGCGACCGCUACCCCGACUGCCCCGCCUGCCCCUCGUGCUUCUUCACCCUGGACCGCCAGCUCAAGGACUUCACCCUCAGCCUGCGUCGCCUCGUCUCCCAGGCACCCACCCUACCCGAGACCACCCCGACGGACCUGACCCCCCGCAUCCGGGCCCUGGAGGACACCCUCUCCAAAAUCCGGGACACCCUGCCGCUCCCGGCCCCCUCCGACAGCCGGGUGGACAAGCUCCUCGCAGACCUGCGCAGACUCAGGGAGAAAGCAGGCCAACUGGACCCAGAACUCUUCCCCACAGACGAAGUCCCAGCUCUGGCCAAACAGCUCGAUGAUCUCAGGGCCGAACUCGCGGGCCUGAACCUGGACUACAACAGCAAGAAAGACGCCCUGAAAAACGUCGUCAAUGCCAGUCUUGGAGAUGCCUUUGCGACCAUAAAGAAGGCAUACGACGAAUCAACAGACGCGUUGAAGAAUGCUGAGGGGACCCAGCCCGUGGUGGAGAAGUCAGAGACGACCCGUAAAGAUGCAACCGAUUUGGAGGGAACAGUCCAGCCCACCAACACAGCGGACCUGAAGAACCUGGAUGACCAGCUGGCCUCUCGGCCCAACCUUACUCCGGCGGCAAAGCAGGUCUGCGGCAGCACUCGCUCCACCCCCUGCACGCCCGCGCAGUGUGACGGGGAGCUCUGCCCCGAACCCGGUACCGUCUCCUGCGUGGAGGGCAAGACCUGCGUCGGAGCCCUGCCCCUGGGGGAGAAGGCCCUGAAAGACACAGAGGAGGUCAAAAACAGGCUGCAGCAGCUCAACAAGAAGAUCCAGGAGGCAGCAGACAAGAUCCAAGCCGCAGAGGACUCAGCCAAUGACGUGAGGCAAUCCACAGAUGAUCUCUCCAAUCAGAUUAAACAGGCCCGGAAUGGUCUGGAUGAUGAAUUGGGAGACAUCAAAAAGUUUGUCAAGAACCUGAAGGACUUCUUGUCAGACCCCUUGUUGGACCCGACCGCCAUUCAGACAGUAAGCGAGGAGAUCCUGGCCACCAAGCUGCCUCUCAGCCUGGCCGCUUUGAAGCGGAAGAUCCAGGAGAUCGAAAAGCUGGCCGCUGGCCUCCCGGACAGCAGCAAGCUCCUGGCCAGCACCACUCCACAGCUGGACCUCGCCCGCAAACUGCUGGGCGAGGCGCAGGACGCCAGGGACACGGCCCUGGGGGUGAAGGGCAAAGUGGACAAGCUGCUGGGAGACCUGGGCAGCGCAGAGGAGUUACUGGAAGACGUGGACGGCAAGAUCCAGGACACUCUGGACGUUUUGGACACUGUCACCGCCAACAUUGCAGAGGCCAAGAAAAAGCUGGACCCCGCCACAACGUUACUGGAUGAGGUGACGGGCCUAACGGGCACUAUGCUGCCCGAGCUGGACAAGCUGAAGGAGCUGGUGCAGAACGAGACUGAGAACGCCCAAAAGGCCCAGGUCGACGCCGAAGCCGCCAAACAGGAAGCUGACGACGCCACCAAGGAUCUGCAGGCUCUAGAGGACCAGCUGGAGCUCCUGCGACAGAAAGCCAAGGAGGCUGAUGGGAAGGGGGAGGUUGCGAGCGGCGCCGGGGAAAGGCUUAAAAAGCUGCAGGAGGAGUCCGGGACCCUCAUCCAGGACACCAUGGACAUGAUGAGGAACCUCACAGGUGCCGAGGAGUCCCUCGCCGAGGCCACGAACCAGCUGCUGAAGAAGGCUCAGAACCUGACCGGGCUGGACAAGAGGCUGCAGAAGCUCCUGGACGAAAUCCGAGCCAAGGCCGACUACAUGAGCUCCUGCCGCGGGUGAGCGGCGACGUCUCCCGCUGCAACCGCGGCGACCGGCUACCACGGCGACCGCCCGGGCCGCCGCACGCCGGUCCACCCGAAGCACGUUUUCCUCUGUGGACUUUUUAACCUCGCUAACACUCAGGUGUUCCCAUUUGUUGUAGCUUUUUUGUUGUGCUUUAUGGGUAACCCCAAAAAACAGCAUCUGCCGAGUGGCUGUAGUGUGCUGCUGGAGCUCUCAUGGCUCCAAGUCAGCGCUGAUAUGGGGGCCUGAACAACACUGAGCACUUUGCACAGACGGCUUGGAACCCCGCCGUUCUUCACCCUGCCUUGACCAUGUUUUCUUAAUUAAUUUAUUGUUUAUUUAUGAACCGUCGCUAAACCAGGCGUUGGCACGUCUGGUCCUGGAGGGCCGAAACAGACUAAACCGACUGAAAACACACUCGCUUUGGUCAGCGUAUAUCACCAGCUUUUAAAGGGAAAUGCAUCAAUCUGGUCUAUCAAGCCAGUUAGGCAUCAGAUGCCCUCUUGGUCCCCUGUUCUAGAACAGGAGGUGUGAAAUUGUAUUACCAGAUGUUAUACAGUAAUUCAAAGACCUCCAAAGUCAGGAUUACAUCCCUGACAUCUUGUAUUUUCUCUGAUGAGGCAUUUUCUGUGGUGAUAAACGUUUACUGGAUCAAUGCAAAUCUACCGCAAGAUGUAGUUUUUUUAUUGUAUGUUAUCAAUGCUGCCAACCCCAUCCCAUAGAGAGUUGAGGUCUAAUUCUGAAUGGAUGGUGAUAGAGAUGUUUUCAGUUUUUUUUUGUCUGAAUCAGCCCACUGUACUCAUCACUGGGCACAACACAGGAUCUCCAUGUGUCCUGUUAUUAGCAUUUUUCUCCAAUAAAAGCAUUUUUUAAAGAUUGUA